Mytilus trossulus (common blue mussel) is the source of this 837-nucleotide messenger RNA. RefSeq lists its product as uncharacterized. The transcript has 4 exons. Bases 129 to 782 code for a protein of 217 amino acids. The record is from RefSeq and is a predicted model, not a curated record. NCBI's taxonomy places the organism in Eukaryota, Metazoa, Mollusca, Bivalvia, Mytilida, Mytilidae.
GAUCGUCUCUUAUAUUUUAUUUGAAUCGAAAAACACAAAAAAUAUUAUGUAUAUUUUUUCUCCGGAAAAUAAAACACACUCCCACCCGAAACUGAUAUAGUUACCGCCAUUUUGAAAUUGUGAAAAAAAUGAAAAUGUUGCAAACAGUAGUUAUCGGAUUAUGUGUUAUUGUUGGAGUUUUAACCAAGGUUAUACCCAUCACAAAUAUUUGUGAGAGUCAGGAUGGUGUACUUAGGUGUUCGUACAGUGGUGAGGGGCAGUACAUCUCCCUGCAAGAUCUAAACAACAUUCGAGAGAUUCGGUUUGAAAGAUUUUUCCAACCAUCAACACUUUUCAUUGAGAAUGCCAAACAAUUACGUCAAAUUAUCAUACAAUCAGGAUCUACGCAGUGUGAGGAUAUUUCUUGCGACAACCCAAAAGUAUUGAUAUCAAUAGCAGGCAUCCCUUGUCAAUCAUCCAAAUUCACAACCUCCAGCAUCACUUAUACAACAUCAGAACCUGCUUCCUCCCAUCAGACAGAAAGACCAAUUACUUCCACUACCAGCACACCACCAUCAACUUUGUCUUUACAAAGUGUUCUCUUGGUUGUUUUUGCUUCCCUAGCUAUAUUCGUUGGAAUCCUUUUCACCAUACACUUUGUAAGGAAAUAUUUACAAAAAAAAUCAACUAGACCACAUUCUACACUAGACCAAGUUGUAAUAUCAAACUUUAUUAAUUCAUCAAAUUCCAGUAUAGAACUUUUUAAUUUAGAAAAGAUAGACAGUAUAAAAAAAAACGAAUAACUUUAUUUUGCAGAAAUUAUUCUCUGUGCUCUAUAUGCAUUCAGACCACAACUUG